Molecule: messenger RNA, 1798 nt
Organism: Harmonia axyridis
Lineage: Eukaryota; Metazoa; Arthropoda; Insecta; Coleoptera; Coccinellidae
Product: lactosylceramide 4-alpha-galactosyltransferase-like
Exons: 3
Coding region: 300-1406 (368 amino acids)
Biological process (GO): glycosphingolipid biosynthetic process
Molecular function (GO): hexosyltransferase activity
Source: RefSeq, a predicted model, not a curated record
UUAAUGAGGAAAAUUGAUAUAAUCACAGGUGAUUUAUUUCUAUGUUUUCCUCUAAUCCUGGAAAUGAUUUAAUUCAUCUGUGGCGUGAUUGUUGGCAGGUAAUAUAACCUUAUUUCAAGAAUCGAAUUUCACAAGCUCAAACAUCAGUAAACAAUGCAGUUUAAAGUACAGGAAAGAUUAAAAACGACCUUCCUCUUAAUACCUUAAAUACUAUUUCAAAUUUGAGACUAGAUGCCAAGAAGUCUCAAAAAAAUAUGAUUCUAUUUUCCUCGUAGUCAACAGUAGUUUUUAUUUUUUUUAUGCACAAAUAUCGAGUGCUGUGUACUAUUAUGCCUUUUCUACAAGUCAACAAGAAACUUCUUCUCCUGUUUGUGUUUCUUGUACUGCUAUGGAUAUGUUUCUAUACUGAACCUUCCCAUCACUUCUCUAGCAUUUUUAUAUAUUUCUACAAGACAGAUUCAAUAAAAUGCUACAGAUAUCAAGGGGAAACCUUGCCCGAAAUAUCUACAGUUGAUGUUAGGAAAGGAAAAUCAAUAUUUUUUCACGAAACUUCUUGUAACUCCUAUAUCAAUGGAAAAAUUGUAAUUGCUGCAAGAGAGGCUUGUGCCGUGGAAUCAGCUGCUCUUUUGAACCCCGAUACAGAUGUAUAUUUACUAUUUACAUCGCCAGGGGUGAUUAAACUUGAAGGAACCGAAUCAGAUAGAUUCUUAAAAGCACUGAUGAGUUAUAAAAAUGUAAGACUUCAUCAUUUGAACUACAAGGCCUAUACAAAAGAUACUCCUUUGGAGGAUUUGUAUGAAAGUGGUAGAAUUGAAGCUAGUAACUAUGCUAUGUCUCAUGCCAGUGACGUGUUAAGAUAUUUGACCUUGUGGAAAUAUGGUGGCAUCUACCUGGAUCUUGACGUGGUUGUUAUUAAAAAUUUAGAAUCUCUUCCUCCUAACUUUUCUGGCUGUGAAUCUAUGGAAAAUGUAGCUGCUGGUAUUAUGGGUUUCGAAUCCAAUAGUUCAGGACUUGGUAAUAGUUUAGCUGAAGAAUGUAUAAUGGAUCUGAAAAGUCAUUUCAGCGGUACAAUAUGGGGCAACAAUGGACCUGGUGUCGUUACCAGAUUGGUUAAAAAACAUUGCCACGUGAACAAAAUCAAAGAUUCAAUCGGCAGAGUUUGUGAUGAUUUCAAAAUAUACCCACCUGAGACUUUCUACCCUAUUCCAUGGCCUUCUUGGGAAUAUUACUUCAAAGAGAAAUAUUUUGCCAAAGUCAUGAAUGCAACUUUGAACAGUUACAUAAUACAUGUUUGGAACAAACACAGUACAUCAUUACGGUUACCUUUGAAUUCUAAAAGCGCUUACUCAAUGUUUGCGAAAAAAUUCUGUCCUAAGGUGUAUAAAGAAUGUGAUGAGUAUUUUUAAGGCAGCUUACAUAAUUUUUUGGGUUGUAAGUAUUUUUUAAGCUUCAUUUUGUUAUUUACGGUUUUUAUUGUUUAAUUUAUUAUGGAGGUACUGGUAUUUUUAGAUUGACUAUUGGUAGUUUUUAUUGACACAAAUAUUCACUAAUUGUUUUCUGUUGAAUUGUAUUUAUUUCGAGAUAACCCGAGAUUUUCAAAAAAUUCACUAACUGUAUAUAGAUUAUUCUACAUUAAUUUAUAAUUAAAAAUUACUAACUAUAAUUCCACAUUGACUUAUUUUGAUUAUUAUACAUCAACUUAUAAUUUAAAAUUACUUAUGAUAAUAUUAAGGCAAUUGUUGUUUAUAUACAUUGAAAUGUUUGUUAUUUUGAUAAAUAAAAAUAACAUAAUUUUGUA